GUGAUCGACAUUUUUUUUCGAAGCCCAGAGCUUAUGUUCAAAAUAUCUCAGUAACAUGGACAUUUUCGAUGGUUAUUAUUAUAAAAGUUGUAAAAGGUUUAUGUCAUUAUGUGGAUUGUGGCCUGAACAAAAUAACAAAAGUCGAUAUUUAAGGUUGAUUGUUUUCGUAAUCUUUAAUGCUUCAUUGGCGGUGCCACAGCUCAUUCUUUUAAUUCAACAGUUCGGAAAAGAUAUGGCAAUAACUUUUGAAAAUUCAGUUUCAGUUAUGUUUGCUUUAGGUGUAUUUGCGAAAUAUCUAGUUGCUUUUGUAAAUAAAAAGCGGCUUAGCUCACUGCUGGUGACCAUAGCCAAAGAUUGGCAAACGGUGACAGAUCGUAAGGAACGUGAAAUAUUAACUAAAAAUACUGCACAAGGUCGACUUUUACUAAUUAUCUAUACAUAUUAUAUACAUGGCGCAUGGGUAUUGUACACCCUCAUGCCCUUUCUACCCUUAGCAUUGGACUAUAUGCUACCUUUAAAUGACUCGCGCCCAGUAUUAAUGCCAUUUUAUGCAAAUUAUUUGUUCUUUGAACAAAGCGAUUAUCAUUAUUGGGCUUGUGGUCACAUUGCUGUAUCUUAUUUAGCACCACUUGUUCUAUUUUGUGGACUUGAUACAAUCUAUGUGAUAAGCGUCAAACAUACCUGUGGAUUAUUUGAAAUCGUAUGUCGCAGACUAGAGACUUUAUUAAAAAGUGAAAAGGGUCAACAAUUAAGUAAACUUCCAGAUAAUCCAGACCUAGUUAUGAAAUUAAGUGAAACGAUUCAAUUACACAAUGAUACUAUUGGAUGCUGCGAUUUACUAGAAAAUUCAUUUAAUUUGUGUUUUUUGAUGGUGAAUUGUAUGAGCGUGGUCACGAUAGCCUUGACUUGUGUAUAUAUACUUUUUGUUUAUAGUGAUUUGUUCAAAUUGAUACGGAUUGUUGCUUUCUUAGUUGGCUUAAUUAUGCAUUUAUUGUACUUGAACUGGGUUGGUCAACAAAUAAUUAAUAGCAGCGAACAGGUUUUUAUAUCUGCAUAUUUUAGUGACUGGUAUUUGAUACCAAACAGUACCAAAAAAUUCAUCAACAUAAUUAUGAUUCGUUCUUUAGUACCUUGUACACUAACGUCUGGCAAACUAGCAAAUCUUUCCAUGGAAAAUUUCGGAAUUGUAAUACAUAUAUAUGACAUUAGUUACAUAUAUAACGAUAAAUGGAUUUUAUGUUGGAAAUAAUCAUUAUGUAACUUUCAUAUUUUUCAGUUACUGAAAUCUGCGAUGUCGUACUUUACUGUGAUCUUAUCCUUUUAUGAAUAAAAAAGUUAAUUAAACGAUCAAAUCAUACGUUUCACAAUGAAACACAGUAGUAUUUAAUUGGGUAUUUUCUGUAAUGAACUUCUUUCAACUGUAAGUAUAAAUCGGUAUAAAUGAAAACAAAUUUUCAGAUACGAAGUAGAUUUUUAAUUCAAUAAAAAAUAUACAUUUAUUAUGUUAUGUUGUUUCAUCGUAUGAGGCAAUUCUGUUUGAUGUUUGAGUCAGGGAAAAGAACUUCCGAUGAGGAGGAUAAAACGAAGCCACG
Phymastichus coffea is the source of this 1592-nucleotide messenger RNA. Its product is annotated as odorant receptor 13a-like. The transcript is spliced from 8 exons. Gene Ontology annotation, cellular component: plasma membrane. Gene Ontology annotation, molecular function: odorant binding; olfactory receptor activity. NCBI's taxonomy places the organism in Eukaryota, Metazoa, Arthropoda, Insecta, Hymenoptera, Eulophidae. The record is from RefSeq and is a predicted model, not a curated record. The coding region runs from base 56 to 1249 and encodes 397 amino acids. Gene Ontology annotation, biological process: sensory perception of smell; detection of chemical stimulus involved in sensory perception of smell.